This is a messenger RNA of Chiloscyllium plagiosum (whitespotted bambooshark), 7047 nucleotides long. Lineage: Eukaryota; Metazoa; Chordata; Chondrichthyes; Orectolobiformes; Hemiscylliidae. The record is from RefSeq and is a predicted model, not a curated record.
AAAUCAUUUUAUUAUGUGAUAGAAUAAUGAUGAACUAUGAAAAACUGAAGUCUCGUCUUGGAGAGAUCCAUGACAGCAAGAUACGCCUGGAACAGGAUCUGAAGAAACAAGCGUCAGAUAACCGGGAAAUUGACAAGAAAAUGAACAGCAUUAAGCCUGACCUAAUUCAACUACGUAAAAUCAGGGAUCAGUACUUGGUAUGGCUCAAUCACAAAGGAGUGCGUCAAAAGCGAAUAAAUGAUUGGCUUGGAAUCAAAAAUGAAAAUGCAGAUGACACAUAUUUUAUCACUGAAGAAGAUGAAAACCUUCCUCACUAUGAUGAAAAGACCUGGUUUGUAGGAGCUAUUAAUCGAACACAAGCUGAAGAUUUACUGCGAGGAAAGUCAGAUGGUGCCUUCCUUAUCAGGGAAAGUAGUAAAAAGGGCUGCUAUGCCUGUUCUGUGGUCGCUGAUGGAGAAGUGAAGCACUGCGUCAUUUACAGCACACCAAGGGGUUAUGGAUUUGCCGAACCAUACAACUUGUACAGCACUCUUAAAGACCUGGUGCUGCAUUACCAACAAACUUCACUGGUCCAGCACAAUGACUCUCUGAAUGUGAGACUGGCUUUCCCCGUCUACAGCCAGCUGCCCUCUCUGCGCAGAUGAAUUUUUAAAUUGGCAAUGACAGAUUACAGAACACUGAGGGCAUUGUACUUGGCUGCUUUUGCACAGUGAGUACAGAAUAUGAACAGGACAGGGGCGUACUCAAGAGUUCAGGUGACCUGGUGCUACCUAAACUCCAACUGUGACUUUGUUUUUUGCUUUUAUUUCAGUCACAGAGAAACACAAAGAAACUGGAAAUGUAUCUUUUUCUUUGGUUUUUGUUUUGGUGUCAUUCGUGUGGAACUGAAACUUAAGUCCAAACAGUCUGGUGCUGAUGGCUCUAGGCUACUUAUCAUGAGAGUUUAAAAAUCUCCAACUUUCAGACGCUCUUUUUCAUGGAACAGCCAUUGAGAACUCUUAGUCUUAACUUCAGAUCUCUACAACAUCUAGUGCAACUCUGACAAGAGCACCCAUGUACGGAGAAGUCCUCUUUGCGUUUUUAGUUUAGUCAAUGUAUUCUUCUUGAACUAGACUUGACCAUGUUAUCUGAUUUCUUUCACUUGUCGGAGGACACUGAACUCUGUGUGAAAGAAGACCAAAGGCAUUCAGGAGAGCUUCUGACAAAAAAAAGUUUAAAACUGGCAAAAUUUGAAAACAAAAAGUUGCACAAGGGUCGUUUUCAAUGUACUGGAGUACAAAUUGAAACAAAAGAAAUACAAAUAAAGAACAUUUUAUGGCUUCUGUGACUCUGGAGCUCUUCACAAAACUAAAAUGAAAAGACCAGGGCAUCUUUUAAUGUUGGUUUUAGCAUUUAAAUGUUCAGUCAGAUGUCUGCAGCUGCACAUAUUUACACCAGAAUUUGUGCUUUUAAAAAAAACAUAAAUGCAUAAUGUUAUUAACAUAGAACUGAAAUUUUGCAAUUUUACUCUGACCACUCAUAUUUAACCCAGAAGGUGAGCAUCAAAACAUUGUUGUAAUGGGCAAGUACAUGAAAGCUACUUGGAUUUAGGGUGUGGGGGCAAGAAACAGAAUCUUGUUUUAUUUUCAUUAUUCUGGAUGGCAAAGAAAGAUCUUCUAGCCUAAAGGACUGAUAGUGAAUUGGAUGAGAGAGGAUGAGUUGGUGGGUGCUACCUAUUCCUAUUCCUGUAGAAAACAAAAACCCACUUAUUUAACCUUUCAUAUUUUUCAAAACCAGUCAAUUCGACGUGACUUUUAUUGUGCGUCUGAUUUAUUUUGGAUGUUAUGAUAAUGAUGUUGAAGUUUCUGUGAACAGCUUAAUUUAAAAUAGAGUAAGAAACUUCUUUCAGAAUCCACUGAGCAUGCUCUCUGGUAUGUUAUAUCUUAAGAACACGGCUCAUCCAGGAAAAGAGCCCCAUGAUGCACUGGCCAUUUUUUGUGCAGUUCAAAAAUUUUACAGAUGUUUAUCGAAGAAACAAAAAAAGAUGGCAGCUAAUUUUGCAGUACUAAUCUCACUUAAAUUUGGUUUUUGUUUUAUUUCCAGAUCUGGAGUAAUAGCAUCCAUAAUGUUUGUAAGUGUGCAAAGUGACUGUUAUCUUUUCUUCUGCCAACAGUCUACAAAGCCCAGCACCGUAUAGUUCUGACUUCUAAUGAGCAAAGCAUGGUCCACUCUGUACCUCUCACUUUUUCCCCACUUCCCUUGAAGCAUUGGUCCAUUUUACUAGUAUUUGCCACUGCUCAAAUUUCUCUGGCGUUUUGUUGUUCAAUGUAUGCAAAAAGUAAUGGGCUCUGGGAAAAAUGCAUUUCAUGUGAACAGGAUGUGUUCUGUGUUUCUAAUUCAAUGCCCAGGCAAUUAGAUAUUUACAGAACAUAGUAAGAAGUUAGGAUUUUUUUCGUGCCAUCCAGAUGCAAUUAAUUUUAGAAGUAUGUCACGGUUUUAAUAUUACUGCAGACAUCUGAUGUAAUAUAUGCUAACAUUGAGCUAGACAAAUGCAUCCCUAGGUGAGGGCAGCUGGGGUUGAAUUAAAUGUUGCCGUUGGGCUUUGUGAGGGUCCCUGUUCAAAUGGAGAUCACAAGGAAAAUGGAAACAUUUUUUAAUUCUUAACUGUGCACAAAUUGGUGCUGGUGCUUUUCCACUGCUAUGAAUGGUGCAGCUGUAACCGUGGCCCACUCACUAAAAGCUCUCUUCUCCAUAUUUGAGCAAUCCUAUUUUGUUGUUGAACGUUUUUUUUUGUAGUGGUGAAGUGAAUCAGACCCAGAAUUACUGAAUGGAGUUGAACAAUGUAUGUUUCCUGCGUUCACAGGAAGUGGGUGGUGAGGGAGGGGUGGGUGGGUAGGCAUACUGAAAAAGAUUGAAGUACAAAUAUUGGAAGCACUGGAAAGGAUUCAGAGAAACUUUUGAGUGUUUCUGCUAAUAUUUAAGAAUUCUUUUUAUAAAGGUACUUUAUCAUUCCCCAAGAGACUUGUUUUAUUUAAAUACUAAGGCUGGGUAAUUAGGUCAAACUUUUAUUAAAUGUUUAACAUCCGACAGAGUGCAAAAUGAGCUGUAUUUGGAAUGUUGUAGAAAUAUUGAUUUUUCUUGGCAUUGCUAUGGAUGUCAUCUUGUAGUUUUAUGCCCCUUCUUUCUAAGUUUUCCCCUCUGCCCCCUCUCAGCCGUCAACCCUGCAUCCCACUACCAAUCAACCUUGUGCCAGAUAAAAGAAUUAAUUAUAAUCUGUUUGUGGUUCUAAAUUUUAUCAAGUAGAAAAUACAGCCUGUUGCCAUAUUUACUAGUGAGUGUCAUGCUGCUCUGUUGUGGAAUACACAGCUGCUGAUCCCUGAAUGCAUCGCCUGUCUUCUAUAUUUGAAGCACUUCAUGGCAGUGCAGCACUUCCAUUUGAUGCCUGGGAGGAGUAAGUGAAGUCAAUAAGAAAAGAUGAUCCUUCUCAUUAACCGUACUUGGAGUCUGACAAUUUUGGCGUUACUUUCCACACUGUCCUGCCCUGCAGCUAAUAUUUACCAGGAAGACUUAAAAGAAACGAUGUCACUUAGUUUACCAUGUGGUCAGAAGCCCAAACUCCAGUCCAAUUGAAAUCCAGGUGCCAGGUUGAACAUUUUGAAACUGAGGGCUUUGGAGUUGGGAAUAGCUUUGAGUUUAAAAAUUCAAUUUAAUAGGCUUCUUUUGUGAAGUGAUAAGCUUUUGCAUGCUGACCUGUAUAUACACAAAUUUUAUAUACUGUUUAAUUGGGUUAAAUUGUAAUGUGUUGAAUUGAUUUUUUCUUAAUUAUUCAUAAGGGCAUCGCUGGCGAGGCCAGCAUUUAUUGCCUAUUCCUAAUUGCCCAGAGGGUUAGUUAAGAAUCAGCCACAUUUCUGAGAGUCUGGAGUCGCAUGUUGGCCAGAGCAGGUAAGGAAGGCAGUUUCCUUCCCUAAAGGACAUUAGUGAAACAGAUGCGUUUUUCCAACAAUUGGCAAUUGAUUCAUGGUCAUUAUUUAAAGCCUGAUGCUUCAGAUCAAUUUUUUUCUUAUUAUUUAACUAAAUUUAAUUUGUACAUGUCGCCAGCAAUUAAAGUUUGUUAUAAUCUUGGGUGAAGUGCCGAAGUAUCUCAGACUGUCCAAUCUAUAUCUUUGGAGUUGGUGAAUACUUUUUAAAAUCCUGUCUGCCCUUUCCUCGUUAUCUCCCAUAACCUCUCAGUGAAAGGGCAGGUCAGUUUCUUUAACGAUUUUGUGGCUGUAGUUUAGCUGUUGGUGAAGUGGCAGGAGAAGGAGUGAGUGUGGAAUCGGAUACUUGUCAGCACACCAUCUCCUAGGCGGAAGUGAGGACUGCAGAUGCUGGAGAUUAGAGUCAAGAUUAGAGUGGUGCUGGAAAAGCACAGCAGGUCAGGCAGCAUCCAAAGAGCAGGAAAAUCGCAUUUCGGACAGGAGACGUUCAUCAGGUUUCCUGGAGAAUCCUUGAAUCUAUUUAUAAAUGAAGUUUAUAAUUGAUUACCUUUUUUUAAAGAGCUGGAAUAUCCCAGUGAUUCAUUUCUGGCUUGGAUUCAUAUUCAAGUGUUAUGAAAUUUCUCCAGUGUUAAUCUGAGUGGGAUUGAGUGUGAAAAUAGAGCUGUAAAGUAAUAUCAGGCUCUUUCUUUUGAAUUAUUAUUUUACUUAAAACAUUAAGGAGAUUUGUCACUGCAACAGACAUGGUUUAUGAAGUGCAUUCAGUUCCUUGACACAUUUGUAUACCUGUGUGUAAUUGAAAUUGCCUUGUGUUUAGUUUUUCCAGAACUGUUGGGAAAUAUUCAGUUCGUGGUGGUAUUUGAAGAUAUGAUCGAAAAAAAAAACAUGUCCAUUCAUCCACAGAUUGGGCUUCUCAACUUUGUUUUAAAAAAUGUUUUUUUUUGAAGGGAAUUUUUCAGAACUAAUACCAUAUGCUGAAUAAUACAAUGCAUCUUUAGUUAAAAACCAAAAGGGAAGAAACUAAGGGGAGCAAUAGGUUAUAUAGCAAUAUUUCAUACUUCCCCUUUUGGAGUCUUGGUUUGGAAAUGGUGUUAUUGUUCAAUAAGCGUUCUCCUGAGCGUAAAUGGCCCUCAGGAAAAUGUUGUUUAAUGAUUAGUACUUGAAGAUCAGAGGACUACAAUAUAAAAAUGACUGUUAACUGACACUAAAUUGAUUAUUAGCUUGGGUCUUGAAGAUAGUUGUGGUAACUGGGAAAUUAAAAUUUCAAACAUAAUGUAGGAAGUUGAUGACAAAUAUGAGGGCAGAACAAUGAAGCUCUUCUUCAGGUGCCCUUUUACAUCUGAGUUAGGACUGCUUGUCACUGACAGGAACAGCAAUGGGAAGUGGUCUUCAUUCUCUGUUAGUAUUUGUCCUCUUGAUGAGCACUAAAGCAUAAUUGUAAAAAAAAAUACAAGCAAACCUAUGUCACAGGUGGAGUUUUUAAAAUAUUGCCAUGUAUGACUAUUAUUCCCCUGUCAAGAUUGCUUGUUUGUCUCAUUCAAUCAGUUGCUCAUGUGUAUAAUACAAAGCAUAUUGCAAGGCCUGAUAAAGUAAGGGAUCUGAAACGGCAUGGAAGAUAUCAGUUUGAGGCGGUACGUAAUCUUUAACUAAUUGAGAAAAGUGAUGCUGUAAUAUCUAAUCUACUAAACAAUCUUGUAAAUUAAUUGAAAAUGAAAAAUUCUACCUGGUCAGCAGCUGUUUUUUCACUUUCACACUGAUGACACAGUGAGUACAUCAAGCUUCCCAAAUUGAUUUGAAAUUUGAAGUUUUUCUAAAUUGGAAUAGUGUCUCUGAAUUUCAUUCACUCCAGCCUUUCAAGGUUGAUAAUUCAGUAUUGAAUGUAAAGGUACUGUUAAAUUCAGCGUUCAGGUCCCAUUCCAAAAUUGCACUUUCAGUUGUUAUACUCUGAGCCCUGGUUCCAGAUUUGUUUUUAAGUUUACAUAAUUUGCUGAAUCAUUAUGUAACUAGUAGUACAUUUGUUUUUCUAGCAUUUGUGGAGAAAACACAUUAUCCAUAAGCUGAUGACAAAUAAUUCCCAGCCUUAGUAGAAAUUCUUUAUUAUUAUUAUUGAGCAACGCAAAUGUUCCAAUACCACAAUCUGCAAUUGUUAACUUACUGUCCCAGACUUUUUAAAAUGCUUUUAGUCAGUAUUCUAUUUGCACCUCCUUAUUUUAAGAAAACUGGGUGCAAAGUGUGCUUUCAAGUUCUUUUUAUGAAUGCUUUUUUUUACAAUGAGAAGUUCUAUCCUGAUGAUACUUGCUUUAUUUGAAUGAUUAUAUUCUUUGAUUGUUUUAAUUUUUUAUUAUAAAUUGGAUGGAUUUGGUUCUCUGCAGGACAGAAGGUUUUACACGAUUUGUUCCGGACAGUGGGGUCAAAAAUCAUUUCUGCACAUUCUCCCUUUUUCCUUCUGUUUUGCUCUGUAGCUCUCACAUUGUCUCUGUCAUCCCUCAUGUUGUAGCUCACUCUUGCCUCUUACUCUGUGGGGCUCUCUCUCUAUCUCCCACAACCCUCACCUCUUCCCUCCUUCCCCACAACCUGCUUGCUAUGUCUGUCUUGCUUGCCCUGUCUUUUGCUCUUCUCUUUCAAACAAAAAAUUUAAAAUUCAUGCACUUUUCAAAGACAAAAACCCAGCAUGUAACUUAAGUAUGUUGACUGUUGUAUCUGUGUAAUUCAGCUUUGUUCAGUCUGUAAAUCGUGUAGUUUAAUAUGAACUUAUGUAGCUUACAAGAAAAGGUCACAUCGUGCUUUGCAGUCAAUAGAGUAGCAUCUGCUCCCAGUCCUGGUAUAUUAUACUUUACAGAUAACUGUAUACUGCACCAGGUUGUAUCAGUUGUACAAUCUCUGUUCCUAGUCUGCAGCUGAGUCUUUUGUGACACCAGUAACUGGCCACAGCAUGUAUGGGAUUUUCUGCAUUAUAAGCAUUAAUUCUGUGUUUCACUCUCCACACAGUAACAGCUACUGUGUUCAGAACUUUUGUGAUUUUUUUCCUUUUUGUCAAGUUGCCAUAACUUCAUAUUCAUCUAUCUUGCAGAAUAAAAAUGUAUUUUGUUCAGAA